This is a messenger RNA of Nicrophorus vespilloides, 3011 nucleotides long. Its product is annotated as paramyosin, long form-like. Gene Ontology annotation, cellular component: myosin complex. The transcript has 13 exons. Bases 193 to 2835 code for a protein of 880 amino acids. Lineage: Eukaryota; Metazoa; Arthropoda; Insecta; Coleoptera; Silphidae. The record is from RefSeq and is a predicted model, not a curated record.
GGUCGCGGUGCGUCUUAAUCGCGUCGCGACGCUCAUACGAACGACUUAGCCACCACUGAAAGGCGGCGUCGGCACGCGGGGUUUCAUUUCUGAAAUUACGACGGUCAGUGCACCUACGAAACAACAAAGAUUUUUUUGAUAUAAAUAUAUUGUAGAGUAUACUUAAAAGAAAAAAACAAGGGAUUAUCCACGAUGUCUUCCUCCUCUGCCGUGAGGACCUCCAAAUACUCGUACCGAUCCACCCAGGGCGGUAACGCUGAUGUCAGCAUCGAAUACAGCGCCGAUCUUAGCGCCUUGACCAGGCUCGAGGACAAAAUCCGUCUCUUGCACGAUGAUCUGGAAUCCGAAAGGGAACUCCGUGGCAGGAUUGAAAGGGAAAAGGCUGACCUCAGCGUCCAAGUUAUCCAACUUUCCGAACGCCUGGAAGAAGCCGAAGGUGGUGCCGAAAGCCAGUUCGAAAUCAACAAGAAGCGUGACACCGAGCUGUUGAAGCUCCGUAAACUCUUGGAAGAUGUCCACAUCGAAUCCGAGGAGACCGCUUCCAUGCUCAAGAGGAAACACCAAGAAGUUGUCGUUGAUUUCCAAGAGCAGAUCGACACCAUGGCCAAAGCCAAAUCCAGGGCUGAGAAGGAGAAGGCCAAGUUCCAAUCCGAGGUGUACGAAUUGAUCGCCCAGGUUGAGUCAGCCACCAAGGAGCGUUUGGUUUCGGUCAAGCACGCCGAAAAGUUGGAAGUCUUCAUCAGCGAACUCAACGUGAGGAUCGAAGAGUUGAACCGCACCAUCGUCGACAUCACCUCCCACAAGACCCGUCUCUCCCAGGAGAACAUCGAACUCACCAAGGAAGUCCAAGAUAUCAAAGUAAAUCUUGAAAACGCCAUCUACUUGAAAUCCCAAUUGGCCAGCCAAUUGGAGGAUGCCCGUCGUAGGGCCGAAGACGAUGAGAGGAGGCGUUCCAUCCUGGAAGCCAGCCUCCACCAGAUCGAGAUCGAACUCGAAUCCGUCCGCGUUCAGCUGGAGGAGGAGAGCGAGGCUCGUCUGGACCUCGAACGUCAACUCGUCAAGUCCCAAGGCGAGGUUCAAAUCUGGAAGUCCAAGUACGAAACUGAAGCCAUCGCCCGCGCCGAAGAGAUCGAGGAGUUGCGUCGCAAGUACACCGUGCGCAUCACCGAGCAGGAGGAGCACAUCGAAUCCCUCCUCGUCAAGGUCAACAACCUCGAGAAGCAAAAGUCCCGUCUUCAAUCUGAAGUCGAGGUCCUCAUCAUCGACUUGGAGAAGGCCAAUGGAACCGCUAGGGAGUUGCAGAAGCGCGUCGAGCAUUUGGAAAGGGUCAACCUUGACCUGAAGACCCGUCUUGACGAGACCCUCGCCAUGUACGAACAAGGACAACGCGACCUCCGCAACAAGCAGCAAGAAAUCCAACGUCUCAACCACGAAUUGGACAAGACCCGCGAACAAAGGGAUGCCCUCGCUCGUGACAACAAGAAGAUGGCUGAUGAUCUUCAUGAUGCUCGCAACACCAUCACCGAGUACACUCGCCGCAUGCACGAGAUGGAAAUUGAAUUGCGCCGUCUUGAGAAUGAACGCGAAGAACUCACCGCUGCUUACAAGGAAGCCGAAGCUGGCCGCAAAGCUGAGGAACAACGCUCCCAACGUUUGGCAUCCGAACUGAACCUAUUCCGUCAUGAAGCCGAGAAACGCCUCCACGAGAAGGACGAGGAGAUCGAGGCCAUUCGCAAGGCUACCAGCAUCGAAAUCGAGCAACUGAACGCUCGCGUCGUCGAGGCCGAGACUAAACUCAAGUCCGAGGUCGCCCGCAUCAAGAAGAAGCUCCAGAUCCAGAUCACCGAACUGGAGAUGUCCCUGGACUCUGCCAACAAGAUCAACAUCGACUUGCAGAAGACCAUCAAGAAGCAAUCCUUCCAAUUGACCGAGCUGACCGCCCACUACGACGAGGUUCAAAGGCAACUUCAAGUCACCCUUGACCAAUUGAGCGUCUGCCAACGUCGCAUCCAAGCCCUUACGGCCGAAACCGAAGAAAUCAGGGGCAAUUACGAAGCUGCCCUUCGCGGUAAGAAGGCCGUCGAAUUGCAGUACGAGGAAUCCGUUAGCCGCAUCAACGAGUUGACCGUCAUCAACGUUAACCUUGCUUCCACCAAGUGCAAGAUCGAACAGGAAUUGUCCACCAUCGUCGCCGACUACGAAGAGAUCACCAAGGAAUUGAGGAUCUCCGACGAACGUUACCAGCGCGUCCAAGCUGAAAUCAAGCACACCGUCGAAAUCUUGCACGAAGAGCAAGAACGCGUCGUCAAGAUCGAGGCCAUUAAGAAGUCUUUGGAAAUCGAAGUAAAGAACUUGUCCGUCCGCUUGGAAGAGGUCGAAGCUAACGCCAUCGUCGGAGGAAAGCGCAUCAUCAGCAAACUGGAAGCCCGCAUCCGCGACAUGGAAUGCGAAUUGGACGAAGAGAAGAGGCGUCACGCCGAGACCAUCAAGAUCCUCCGCAAGAAGGAACGUACCGUCAAGGAGGUCAUGAUCCAAUGCGAGGAGGACCAGAAGAACAUCCAACUUCUUCAAGAAUCAUUGGACAAGACCUGCCAGAAGGUCAUGGUCUUCAAGAGGCAACUCCAGGAACAGGAGGGUGUUUCCCAACAGAGUGUUACUCGCGUGCGCCGUUUCCAACGCGAAUUGGAGGCCGCCGAGGACCGCGCCGACACUGCCGAAAGCAGCUUGUCUCUGAUCCGUGCCAAACAUCGCACUUUCGUCACCACCAGCUCAGUGCCCGGAUCCCAAGUCUACUUAGUACAAGAAACCCGAACAUCGUCGUCUGAACAGAUGUAAAAAGAAAAUAACACAGAACAGCAAAAAUAAGAACAGAAAACGCAAAACAAAGACAGCAUGCGAGUUUAUAAAUGAAAUGUGAAAUAGAACCAAUAACAACUCUAUAUCUUGGAACUUUGUAAGAACGAAACCUUUGAAAAAAUAAUAAUAAUAAGGAAAAAAACAAUAUAUAUAUA